Messenger RNA from Bradysia coprophila, 1220 nucleotides. RefSeq lists its product as uncharacterized. Gene Ontology annotation, molecular function: A2-type glycerophospholipase activity. Gene Ontology annotation, biological process: phospholipid metabolic process; arachidonate secretion. The record is from RefSeq and is a predicted model, not a curated record. NCBI's taxonomy places the organism in Eukaryota, Metazoa, Arthropoda, Insecta, Diptera, Sciaridae.
CUCAGAAAAAACUUAAAUGUCGACAAACAAUUCGGAGGAAAGAAUAGUUUCGGACACAGUUUUUACGAAAUUUAUUUGUUCGUUGAAUAUAAUAAAAAUUUACCAUUUUCCAUUCAGCACCUCAAGUUAUUUUAAAAUGAACAGUAAAGUGUUGAACAUUUUAAUUUUAUUAGCGAUGAAUUUUUGCUGUGCUCACAGUGAUAUAGUUUCCAUUGUACAAAGCUCUGUGUCAACAAUUUCUAAUUGGUAUGAUCGUUACAUCAAACCUCUAUGGACGUGGACAACGCUCACCACCCCUUCCAGUGUUCCACCAGAUGGAGACAUUAGUUUUUAUGAGCACGAAGAAGACAUUGAAUACAGUCCAUCAAUUCGAGAUGAAAAUGUUGUCUUAAUGGAUGUGAACGAGGACCAGUACAGACACUUCGAACUAGAAAAUACUGAGACUUACACCUACCUAUCAAAUUAUGAUGAAAACUUUUACGACCAAAUGCGAGAAAGUAAUAACAUGAUUGACUCAAAUAAUUUAGGCAUACUACGAAAAUUUUUACAACUUAUUGGAUAUACUCCGUCUACUUCACUGGAUGAUCAGAUUACUCUUCGACCACAUCCAGUUUCAAAUCAAACAGAUGGACUAGAUGUUCGGUUGACGUUAUUGUUCAAAAACCACGGAGAGAAUAAAUUGGUUGUGUCCAGGGAAAAACAACUUAAACUAAUAUUGCCGGGAACACUUUGGUGUGGUGAUGGCAAUGUAGCAAAAUCUGACCAGGAUUUGGGUUUGUUCCAUAAAACUGACAAAUGUUGUAAGUUUCAUGAUUGGUGUCCCAAAUACAUCGAAACAGGACAAUCGUUUAUGAAUUUGGAAAACAUUGGAGUGUUUACAAGGUCACAUUGUGAAUGUGAUACAGCAUUUUACAAAUGCUUGAAAAGGGCUGAUUCUAUAAUUUCGAAUAAGAUUGGAGAAACGUAUUUCAACGUACUAAAACCCCAAUGCUUUCGGAAGGAAUAUCCAAUCGUCGGUUGUAUUAAAAAAAGACGUGAUGAUAGAUGCGUUAAUUAUGUUGUUGACGAUUCAGCACAGAAGAGGUGGCAAUGGUUUGACAAUAAAAAAUACUGAUUUGCUGAAGAUGAAGGUGGCUCAGUGAAAUAUUUAGAUUUAAGCACGGCAGAGUAAAAUAAACCAGGCAGGAGCGGUUCAUUUUCGAAACGUCAAAUAAGGGACC